Notodromas monacha is the source of this 2196-nucleotide messenger RNA. The record is from the annotation of a GenBank genome assembly. Lineage: Eukaryota; Metazoa; Arthropoda; Ostracoda; Podocopida; Cyprididae.
AUGGCAACCCCGAAUGAGCGAAUUGUGCAAAGUGAAAUGGACGAAGCAUCCCCAAGUCCAUCAAGCGAUUCCGCAUUGGCGUUCGCCCAAAACUAUCGCAAUAACAACCAGUGGGCACAUAUCAUGCUACCGGCCAUACGAUCGUACUGUGCGACCGCACAAAUCCCACAUUUGGGUAACCAAGACAAACUCGUCGCAGCGCUCCAAGCGCAAGGCAUAAAGCCAAUCAAUGUGCUCCAAAACACAGCACCCAGACCUGGAGCCAGCCCUUCUGCCGCCAAACUUACCGCCAACAUCACCAAAUCGCUGCUCCGACACAGGGCGGAUUUUCCGAAACAAGCACAGGGAGAGGACUUUGAAGUCUACCUGCGCCAACUGGAAAUCACAUUCAGUCAUGACGGUACGUCCAAUAACACAAAAAUUGACUGCCUGAUCGGGCACACGACGCCUACAGUCACGGCGGCAGCCCAACACCUCUACGACGAGGGAUAUCACAAUUACGAUGACAUUGCCGACCGGCUCAAGAUACAGUUCGGACUAUUGCCCUUCAAACAUUUCACACGAUUCCUAGCCCAACGGCCCCUCAAAGAUGAAUCAUGGGCACAAUUUGGCAAUUGCCUACGUACAUCCGAUACUUACCACUCAGCGCAACCGACCUACCCGGUCAAGAAAGAUCCAUCACCACCGCCCUCAUUGGUUAACUACUGGCAAUCACCACCUGAGGGCUCCACGCCCACCUAUACUCCAAGGCGACAGCCGAUUGAACCCUCACAUGGGUCAAUUGUCUUGCGUACAGGGACAAAUACCGCUGCAUGCACCCCAACACUCCACGUGCAUCACCAGCCCCGCAGAACACUCAACAAGGCAACCGCCAACCAAAAACCACGGCGUCCGGAGUACAGAAGCAUUACUGUGACCACCACCAACAGUACGUCCUACACACGACCGCCAAAUGCUUGCUCGGGCAAAACCCAAGGCCCAACACGGCCACUGGCAACCAAUCACCACAAAACCUUCAAUUGUAUACCUACCACCCAGGUCGCCUUGUCGCACACUCGACAGCAGAUUGCCGAAACAACCCGGCCAACCAGGUCACACGGCAACCAAUUGCCCAAACCAGGGAAACGCCAAGAUCGGGCAGUGACGGCUGUCCUCUGCUCGAUCCCCCAAGAUACAGACAACAGCCUAACAAUCAUCAUCGGCAUCAAGGACAAACGCGUCACAGCACUGAUCGACACUGGAGCCACCAGGUCAUUCAUGGUGACCAACGUCGCAGCCAAAGUAGGGCUCACACCCCAUCCGACAAAGGCGAAGAUCUCCGCAGCUGUCUUACACAUCUCCGCCAACAUCAGCCACUUGGUAGUCGCCCAUCUACUCGCCAAAUACAAAAUCUUCGAAUGGUCAGGGAAGCACGGACUGUUCCCCCAACACGUCGCAUCCAUCCCAAUGAAUGGCCAAGAUCCCGAGCCACCAAGGCGCAUUCGACUGUUGCCUGACAAAAUACCAGCAAUGACGGAAAUCCUCGCCAACUACACCAGAGCCGGCAUCAUCGAACCGGCGCAGUCCACGGGCCAGACGCCCUCAGCCGAAUCCAGCUCAACAGCAUACAACUCCGCGACGUACCCAAUCCUGGGCAACGCGCCGACAUCAUUGACCAAUAUCAGGUUCACCUGGCCUGGCAUGCGCACUGACAUAUUUCAUCAUGUCAUACAAUGCGCUAAAUGCUUCACAUUCAACUCGGCAACGGCCGCAGUGGGUACCAAACUCAUACCUGUUCCGCCAGCAAACAAACACAACCGACUCGGAGUCGACUUCUGGGGCCCAUUCCCCCCAUCAACAAACAGCAACCAAUACGCAAUAGUCGCUAUCAACUACUACUCACGCAGAGUGGUCACCACACCCGUCAAACGCGCAACGGCGAAUGCCCUAUGCAGCUUCCUAGCGGACGUUUUUGCCCAACUGGGCACAUUUGAAAUAAUCCAUUCAGAUGGAGCAGAGGUCUUCAACUCAGCGCCAUACAAAAGGUUUAUCACCGCAAAUCAAAUUGAGUCACACAUCGCCCAGCCAUACCACCCCAAAGGCAACGGCGCCUCUGAGCAAGCAAUCAAAUCCCUGUCGGCUAUCAUAGCAAAGACAGCACCAACCCCAACCACUUGGGAUGACAUCUUACUCAACGCAGCAAUUGCAUACAACUGA